CUUGCGGUGCCGCGAGGUAUAACGGGUGUUGCAGUCCCACGACCCUACGGGCUGGUCCAGCUACCCGCAGGAUGUCGAAGGUGCAGCUGCCACAACUGCGCACCUUAGAUGACUUUCUUCUGGGGUCGGCGCGUCUGGCGGCUCCCGAUCCAUGCGACCCGCAGCGAUGGUGUCACCGCGUCAUCAACAAUCUCCUUUACUACCAAGCUAAUUACCUUCUCUGCUUUGGCAUCGGUCUUACUCUGGCUGGGUAUGUACGUCCACUGCACACGCUCCUGAGCGCGCUGACAGUGCUGGUGGCCCUCGGGGUGCUGGUGUGGGCUGCUGAGAACCGCGCAGCUGUGCGCCGCUGCCGCCGCAGCCACCCCGUUGCCUGUCUAGCCACAGUGCUUGCCGUCAGCCUCCUCAUUCUCUGGGUCGUGGGCGGCGCUGGUACCUUCCUGCUCAGCAUCGCCACUCCGGUGCUUUUGAUCCUGCUGCAUGCCUCCCUGCGUCUGCGCAAUCUUAAAAACAAGAUUGAGAACAAGAUGGAGAGCAUUGGUCUGAAGCGAACACCAAUGGGGCUGCUAUUAGAGGCGCUGGGACAAGAACAAGAGGCUGGAUCCUAGGGACUUGGCAUCUGUACCCCAGACCUGGAAAACCCCCACCCCAUACCCGGCACCCAAAGCCCUCUGGCCAGUCAAAAGAACAGGCUGUCUAUGACUGCUAAAUCAAAAGGUAGAAUAUCCUUUUCCCUCAAGCCCUUAUUACCUAGGGACCAGUCUUCUCCAACCCUAAAUUUGGAACUCAGAGCUACCUACAUCCAGCCCCAAAACUCGGUAUUGAAACUAGAGUAUUCAUGACCAAUCUCAAACCAUGGACCCCAGAAAUACUCCUUUAACCCUGGAGCUUAUUUCUCUACCAUGCUCAGCCUUUAAAAAGUGGGGCUCUAGGCAAGACACUGUUACAUCUUGAAACCUGGACCAAGGAUUUUCAAACCACACCUCAGUUUGGAACCCAGGGGGAGACAUUGGCAAAUCUUGAGCCCAAGCCCCAAAUGUUCUCAGCCCCUUGCCUGGGUGGUCAGGUAUGCUGGCCCUGUUGAACCCUUGAUCCUGGAUGACUAACCCUCACCAGUCCCAGUAGCCUCCCUCCCCUGUAGUGUUCCACAGUGUCAAGGACCAAAGUGUUGGGGGGGCCAGGGACAGCCCCAGUUGGGAAUGGGAUAGAUAUAUAGAGAGAGUGAGUCAGUGUCGCUGAAACAAUAAAGCCGUUAAAUCUUA
Jaculus jaculus (lesser Egyptian jerboa) is the source of this 1262-nucleotide messenger RNA. It is a transcript of the gene Praf2, whose product is annotated as PRA1 domain family member 2. Gene Ontology annotation, cellular component: membrane. The record is from RefSeq and is a predicted model, not a curated record. NCBI's taxonomy places the organism in Eukaryota, Metazoa, Chordata, Mammalia, Rodentia, Dipodidae. Bases 72 to 608 code for a protein of 178 amino acids. The transcript is spliced from 3 exons.